AUGCGACUGGGAAAUGGCGGGAAUAAAUCUGAUUGGUUCAUUCCGACGUAACUUGCUGUUAAAUGUUAUUGUUUUAUUUAACUAAAAUUGAUUUACUUUUGUCUUGUAUGUAGUAAGUAGUAUGUAGUAUUAAUAAUUACUUUCUGUGAUGUAAAAUUUUCUAGUUUUGUAAUUUAAUAUAAUUUUCAUAUUCAUCUUUUUUAUAUUCCUUUUUGCAGAAUAUUUGAUCAUUAACAAAGUGAUCUUCAAUUUUGUACAAAACUAACCAUUUUUUUCAUUGUGUAAUCCUUCUGAGAUAAAUUUUUAAAUAAUUUCCAAUAAAACUAACAAUCAACCAAUCAAGAUUAACAUAACAGUGCUUGACACUUUAAGGUUAAAUAAGGUUAUGUUAAAAGGAUAUUUAAACACGUGGAUCAUCGCAGUAGAAUAUUGUCUGAUAUAUUUGAAUAUCGAUUUUGAACUAUAACGGAACUUUAAGCAUUUUUAUUUACGAUAUUAUUAUUUACAAUUGUACGAUAUUUUUCAGUUGUAAAAUUAUAAGAAAAUAUAAAUAAAGUAAGUAUAAAUAUUGAAAUUGGUUAUAAGGCACUAUUACUUUAUAGGAAUAAGAAUAUACUUUAUAGGAAUAAGUAUUUGAGCAUCAUCUUUUUUUAGCAUGGACGAAUUAUUAAACGACAAACGAUUUGCUUAUGUUGCAAGGGAUCCUAAAUUUAAAAGGAUUCCAAAAGCAGAAAGAAAAGUUAAAAUAGAUAAAAGAUUUCAGAGUAUGUUCAAGGAUAAAAAAUUUACAGUUCAAUAUACUAUAGACAAACGAGGUAGACCUGUAAAUCAGACAUCGUCAGAAAACCUUAAAAAGUAUUAUGAUUUAUCGAGCAGUGAAGAAGAAAAUGAUGAGGAAGAACAUGAAAAACCAAGGCAAAAAGAGAAGAAAUUUAGAAAACAUAAAAAGAAAGGAAGUACAAAAAAUAAAACUUCUCGAUCAAAGGAAAGUAAUCAAAAAAAUAGUACAAGUGAGGAUGCUACUGACUCUCCAUUACUUGAUAAACAAUUAUUAUCUGACAAGUCAGAUUUAUUAAAUAAUGAAGAGUCAAUAUCUAGGAUUAAACCAAAAGAAGAGAGUGAUGCAAAUUCUGAGGAACAAAGUGACACCGAGUCUGAAUCAGAUAUAGAUGACCUAACUAAUGCAAGAAACUUAAAGUUAGAUUUAAAAGAAAGUAAAAGACAAUUGAAUAUUAGAAGUAAAUAUGGAUCUGAGAAACUCACAGAUGACAUCAAAGCAAAGUUAAGAAAUUUAUCUGUAAAUUAUGCUAGAGGAGAAGGAUUUUUAAUGACAGACAGUUCCUCCGACGAAGAAAGUUCUGAAAAUUCUGGUAAUUAUUUAAUAACAAUGUACAUUUACCAUUUAGAUGAAGAUAUCGAACAUAAUUGGGGUGAAUUAGAUAAGGAAGCUGAAACAACAGAGGAAAUUACACACAGAUUAGCAAUUUGUAACAUGGAUUGGGAUAGAAUUCGUGCUGUAGAUCUAAUGGUUUUAUUCAAUUCAUUUUUGCCUACUGGUGGUUUUAUUCAUUCAGUUACUAUUUACCCAUCAGAAUUUGGUCUACAAAGAAUGAAAGAGGAAGAAAUUAAAGGUCCAAAGGAACUGACGGACAUAAAUAAGGAAAGCGAAAGUGAAAAUGAUAAUGAAGAAGGAUCAGCAUAUCAUAUGGAAAAAUUAAGAGAGUAUCAACUAAAUAGAUUAAAAUAUUAUUAUGCUGUUGUUGAUUUUGAUUCUGCUGAAACAGCAAAUAAAAUUUAUUCUGAUUGUGAUGGUACAGAAUAUGAAUCUACAGCAACAAAGUUAGAUCUCAGAUUUAUACCAGAUAAUAUGGAAUUUCAUCAGACUCCUAAAGAGGUAUGUAGUAAACUACCAGACCCUACAAAAUAUCAGCCAAGACAAUUCAUAACUACAGCUUUGCAACAAGUUAAAGUACAGUUGACUUGGGAUGAGACGAAUCCUGAAAGAAUGGAAAUUGCACAAAAACUGAAUUCAGGAAAAUUGAAUGAAAUUACUGACAACGACUUGCAAGCUUAUUUAGCAACUGAGUCAAGUGAUAAUGAAUCAGGUAAAGAGGAAGGAAAGAAAUCUCAAAAAAAUGAAAGUGAUUCAGAAGCAGAAGAAAAUGUUGAGCCAAUUGAAAAAUAUAAAGCUUUAUUAAAAGAGAUAGAAGAGAAAGAAGAAAGCAAACAGAAAAAAGAUGUUGAAUUAGAAUUCACUUGGGGAUUGGGUACAAAAGAGAAAGCUGAAAAAUUGGUACAAGAAAGAUUAAAGAAAGAACAAAAACUUACGCCAUUUGAACAAUAUUUAGAGAAACGGAAAGAGAAAAAGAAAGCUAAACGAGAGGAGCGAAAAAAACGUAAAAAUACAGAUAAAGAUGCGCUGGACAGUGAAAAUUCAGAAAUGCUUUCUUCAGAUAAUGAAAUUGAAAAUAAUAAAUUGUCUUAUAGGGGGAAAAACGCUAUAGGAAAUGAUAGUUUUACUUCAUCGGAUAGCGAGGGCAAAGAAAAACGUAAAGCUGAAUUAGAACUUCUAUUAAUGGAUGAAAAUGAUGGUGAUAAGCAACAUUUCAAUAUGAAGAAGAUUGAAGAGAACGCCACAAUGACGAAGUCUAAACAGAAGCGGUUGAGUAAGAAAAAAAACGGACAAGAUGAAAUAAUAAAAGACAACUUUGAAGUGAAUCUGCAAGAUUCAAGAUUUGACGCAUUAUAUACAUCCCAUCAUUUUAAUAUCGAUCCAGCAGAUCCACAUUAUAGGAGAACCAAAGGUAGCGAAGCUCUAAUUAAAGAAAAAUUGAAAAGAAGAGUUGAUAGUGAACAUAAUGAAGAAAUACCCGCUAAAGAAAUAAAACUGAACUCUAAUACAGAAUUACAGUCAUUAAUUAAGUCAGUGAAGAAAAAUGCCAAAAAUAUUUCAAGGCCUAUAAAAAAAUUUUGAUCGAGUUUCCCUUCUCCUGCGAUCCACGAGAAUGGUAUCUCACUUCUAUGGCACCACCUUCCCCUCCCCACUACAGCGACCAUGGACUGGAUUUAAAGCAGUGGAAAAUACAUAACAAUAAUAUUGGUAGUGCAAAUAAGCCAGUUAUGGAAUUCUCAUGA
Molecule: messenger RNA, 3135 nt
Organism: Heterotrigona itama
Lineage: Eukaryota; Metazoa; Arthropoda; Insecta; Hymenoptera; Apidae
Source: the annotation of a GenBank genome assembly